CGACGCGCCUGGUGAUCCCGCCUCCCUGCGCGCGCGGCCACGUGGACGGCGGCGGGCCCGUGUUCGGCGGGGCCGCAUCGCACCGGCCAUGAGCGUGGGCUUCAUCGGCGCGGGGCAGCUCGCCUUCGCCCUGGCCCGGGGCUUCACGGCGGCAGGGGUCCUGGCUGCGCACAAGAUCACAGCGAGCUCCCCGGACACCGACCUGCCCACCGUGAGCGGGCUGCGGAAAAUGGGCGUGAACUUCACGGUGAGCAACAAGGACACGGUGAAGAGCAGCGAUGUCCUCUUCCUGGCCGUGAAGCCGCCCAUUAUCCCCUUCAUCCUGGAGGAGGUGGGCCCCGACAUCGAGGCCCGGCACAUCGUGGUCUCCUGCGCAGCCGGCGUCACCAUCAGCUCCAUCGAGAAGAAACUCUGUACCUUCUGCCCCACACCAAAAGUGAUCAGGUGCAUGACCAACACCCCUGUGAUUGUCCGGGAAGGUGCUACAGUCUAUGCCACUGGAACUCAUGCAGAUGUGGAGGAUGGGAAGCUCUUGGAACAACUGAUGGCCAGCGUGGGCUUCUGCACUGAGGUGGAAGAGGACCUGAUCGAUGCUGUAACGGGGCUCAGUGGCAGUGGCCCUGCGUAUGCAUUCACUGCCCUGGAUGCUCUUGCAGAUGGGGGAGUGAAGAUGGGCCUUCCCCGCAGGCUGGCUGUUCGACUCGGAGCACAGGCUUUGCUGGGUGCUGCCAAAAUGCUGUUAGAGUCUGAGCAGCAUCCUGGUCAGCUGAAGGACAAUGUCUGCUCGCCCGGGGGAGCCACUAUCCAUGCCCUGCACUUCCUGGAGAGUGGUGGCUUUCGCUCACUCCUCAUCAAUGCUGUGGAGGCUUCCUGCAUCCGGACAAGAGAGCUUCAGCAUUUGGCAGACCAAGAGAAGAUCUCCCCGGCAGCCAUAAAGAAAACUUUGCUGGACAAGGUGAAGCUGGAAUCUUCUUCUCUGUCUGUGGCAUCCGCUAGCAAAGUCAGUCUGUUCACCAACAAGAGCAAGAAGAACUGACCAGGCUGCUGUAGUCUGGCAGUGCUUGAACAUCUGGGUCUUGGCUCUGGCCAGGACAGGGUUAAUUUUUGCAGUAGCCAGGAGGGGCAUGGCCAGGACCCGGAGGUUAUUCUACACCACCUCAAUGCCACGUGCAGGCAGAAGGGUCCCUUCUGGUUGGUAGCCUGAAGCGAGCAGUCAUUUCACAGGGUUAAAAAUCGUGUGCGAAUCGUUCGCUUCUCCUGUACACUCUUAUUAAUAUUAUUGCUGUUGCUGUUUGUUUCUUAUCUCACUGCUGUUUCUAGUAAAUUUUUCUUAUCUCAA
This is a messenger RNA of Pseudopipra pipra, 1339 nucleotides long. It is a transcript of the gene PYCR1, whose product is annotated as pyrroline-5-carboxylate reductase 1. Gene Ontology annotation, biological process: L-proline biosynthetic process. The transcript is spliced from 7 exons. Gene Ontology annotation, molecular function: pyrroline-5-carboxylate reductase activity. NCBI's taxonomy places the organism in Eukaryota, Metazoa, Chordata, Aves, Passeriformes, Pipridae. The record is from RefSeq and is a predicted model, not a curated record. The coding region runs from base 89 to 1036 and encodes 315 amino acids.